This is a messenger RNA of Cuscuta europaea, 7332 nucleotides long. NCBI's taxonomy places the organism in Eukaryota, Viridiplantae, Streptophyta, Magnoliopsida, Solanales, Convolvulaceae. The record is from the annotation of a GenBank genome assembly.
GGAUAAGGCGUCUGACUUCUAAUCAGACGAUUGUGGGUUCGAGUCCCACCAGGCGUGACCUGUUAUCACUCAUCAAGAUUGAUGAUUACGACAUCCUUGAACCAUUUUUUUCCGAUAUUCCUGCUCAACCUCCAAUACAAUUCUCAAAUCAUCUUUUUUCUUUUCAAAUUGAAUUACGAAAGAGAUUUGAUUUGAGUGAGAAAGGGCCGGAAAUGAGCGGAGAGGAAACACUGGUGGAAGCGGCACUCCGAGUAUUGAACACAGCUGAUCCGGUGGAGAAGGCCCGGAUCGGAGAUGACGUUGCCAACAGAUGGCUCCAGGGCCUCAUUUCCCGGCCAUAUGACUCCUCCUUAGACCUCCCAGUACCUCACCGCCCUGCAAGGCUCACUGAUGUGAAGCUAGUGUCACCAAGUAUGAUGCCGAAGCUUGGGAAAGCUGGAAGCUUGCAGAGUAGACAAGCCAUUGUACACAGUCUUGUUCACAUUGAAAGCUGGGCAAUCGACUUGUCUUGGGACAUAAUUGCUCGUUUUGGUAAGCAAGAAUCAAUGCCGAGAGAUUUUUUCACAGAUUUUGUUAAGGUGGCACAAGAUGAAGGCAGGCAUUUUUCCAUGCUUGCUGCACGGCUCAAGGAGCUGGGCUCCUUUUAUGGAGCAUUGCCGGCCCAUGAUGGCCUCUGGGAUUCAGCCAUGGCUACCUCCAAGGAUUUGUUGGCAAGAUUGGCAAUUGAGCAUUGUGUUCACGAGGUUUCACUCUCCCCAUGCCUUGGAUCGUCUUUUCUUUACCCUAGGAAGUCUAAUUUUUCGUCAAGAAAAAAAGAGCUGGAUUCCCUCAUACACAGCCAAAAAAGUUCUACAAAACAUAACAUUCUUCCUCAAUUUGAAAUUUCAUUGUUUUGUCUUGAAAAAAUACCACAUUCACUUCUAGAAGGAAAAGUUUGAACUGUUUUUGUUCUUUUAUUGGGAUUGAAUGAGUCAUAUUCUUAAAAUAAAACAAAAACACCUCUAUUUGUGAGCAUGACCCAUAAUUUGAUAUUAAUUCUAGCAACUUAAGAAAAAUUCACUUUCCCUAGAAAGUGACAUUUGAAAACCAAUGAAUCUGUUUUAAGGGAUGGGAGGCAAGAUUUGGAUUCUUGGGAAUUGUUUCACUGGAAGCACCAACUUAGGGUCUGUUGUGAACGUGGGAUGAAUUAGGGAAAGAAAAUAGAGGAGUAAUUUGGAAGGAAAAUAAUUUAAGGAAAGUUUAAAGAUUGCUUUAAACUUUACCUUGUAUUUUCUCAAGAUUGCUUUAAAGAUUCCUUCAGAUAUUUGUUUAAAUGUGUGGCCCUUGUUAGAGUGGAUUUCAGCCCAUUGGGCUUAUUGUAACCCAAAGAUGUAAUAACCGGUGUAGUGUAUAUAUACUCCUGCCAUUGAUCAAUAAAGUGUAGAGCCUUUACAAUCUGUCAUUUUAAAUCUUACUCUCUUUCCUCUAACUGACUUAACGAACUGAGCUAAUAGUGGUAUCAGAGCUCCGGCGAUCUGUGAGGGAACAUGACUACCGGUAGUGGAGGCAAUCUGAUCGGAAAUCUACCAAUUCUUGAUUCCAAGGAUCUUGAUGGCUACGACAGGUGGAGCAUCAAGAUGAAGACUAUUUUUGGUUUCCAAGAAGUCUUGGACAUAAUUACUUCCGGCGUACCAGUGCUUGAGGACACUGCAACGGAGGCUCAGCGGAAUCAACAUAAAGAAGCGAAGAAACGGGAUUGCAAGGCUCUCUUUUACAUCCAUCAGUGCGUUGAUGAGAAAAUUUUUGAAAAGAUUGCGACAGCCUCCUCUGCUAAGGAAGCGUGGGACAUUCUUGAAUCGAGUUAUGCCGGAAUCUCAAAAUUGAAGGCGGUCCGGAUUCAGAUGCUACGACGUCAGUAUGAACUACUUAACAUGGAGCCUCAAGAAUCAGUAAGUGAUUAUUUCAAUCGCAUUUUGAGUAUCACUAAUUUGAUGAAAUCAUGUGGUGAAACGCUGAAGACUCGAACAAUCAUUGAAAAGAUUCUGCGUACCCUACCUCCCCAAUUUGAUGUGACCACCUCAAAUAUAGAAGAAUCCCGUGAUCUUGAUACCAUGAAGAUUGAUGAACUUCAAGGGACAUUGGAGGUCCGUGAACACAGGCUUAAAGAACGAGAUGCUCAGAAACCUUCUACCUCUGAACAAUCUCUGUUGGCACUUCCUCCCAAGAAGCAUGAGUUGGGGAGAGGAAGAGGCACCUCAAGAGGUGGCCGAGGUCGAGGCAGAAGGGGUGGCAGAGGUAGAGCCGCUUCAAGUGGUCGCGGUCAGGGUAUUCCUCCUGAAUGUUAUCAGAAGGAUACAUAUGGAAGAGGUAGAGGAAAUCCCAACUGGAAAGGAGGAAGAGGAAAUCCAAGAGGCAGUUCAAGAGGGGGUGGACGGGGUGCGUGGAAAGGCAAUGACAGUUAUAAGGAUAAAAGUAACAUUCAAUGCUAUGUGUGCAGUAAAUAUGGUCAUUUCUCUUAUGAAUGUUGGUACAGAGAUCAGUCUGGUGAAAAAGAAGAGGAAGCACAUGUUGCAGAGAAUCAAGGUUCAGAUGAAGAGGUUGUACUUAUGGCUACUACAAUGGCAGAAUCUGACCUGAAUUGUGAAAAUACUUGGUACCUGGAUACAGGGUGUUCAAACCAUAUGUCUAGUAGGAAAGAUUGGUUUGUUGAACUGGAUGAAAAUGCCAAGAGCAAGGUCAGAUUUGCUGAUGAUAGUAUCAUCAACACUGAAGGAAGAGGGAAAAUUCAAAUCAGUUGUAAAGAUGGUAAGAAGGCCCUAAUUUCAGAUGUAUUGUUUGUACCUGCUAUGAGACAUAAUUUGUUGAGUCUAGGGCAAUUGCUAGAGAAAGACUAUCGAAUUCAUAUGCAGGAUAGAUUCAUGAAAGUAUUUGACAAAAAUGGUGUUUUAAUUUUAAAGGCUCCUCUAUCCCCUAACAGGACCUUUAAGAUUGACAUUCUUGUUAAUAAGGAUGUAUGUUUCAAAGUUGAUGCUCUAGAAGAAAGUUGGUUGUGGCAUUACAGAUUUGGACAUCUAAAUUGGAAGAGUUUAAAGCAGUUGGGUGAAAAGAAAAUGGUUAUAGGUCUGCCUUCAAUACAGUCUGAAGCAAAGAUCUGUGAAAAUUGCAUUGUUGGAAAACAAACUAGGAGAGGGUUUAAAUCCUGGAUUCCAACAAGAAGUAAGAAGGUGCUGGAGGUUGUCUACUCUGAUGUGUGUGGACCCUUUGAGGUUCCAUCUUUAAGUGAAAAGCAGUAUUUUGUCUCCUUCAUAGAUGACCUUAGCAGGAAGAUGUGGGUUUACCUGUUAAAACACAAGUCUGAGGUCUUUACAACUUUUAAGAAGUUUAAAAACCUGGCUGAAAGACAAAGUGGAGAAAUGAUCAAAGUACUCAGGACUGAUGGUGGAGGAGAGUAUCUGAGUAAUGAAUUCAAUCAAUUCUGUGAACAAGAGGGAAUAAUACAUGAAGUCACAGCACCUUAUACCCCACAACAUAAUGGUGCUGCGGAAAGGAGGAAUAGAACAGUGCUUAACAUGGCUAGAAGCAUGUUGAAAGCCAAGAAUUUGCCCAAGUGUUAUUGGGGUGCAGCUGUAACUACUGCAACCUAUCUUCUCAAUAGAUGCCCUACUAAAAGAUUGAAUCAAAUCACACCUGAGGAGGCUUGGUCUGGUCAGAAACCAUCUGUGAAGCAUCUGAAAAUAUUUGGGUCUGUAUGCUAUAGGCAUAUACCAGAUGAAAAGAGGAAAAAGCUGGGAGACAAGAGCCAAAAGUUGAUAUUAGUAGGCUAUGAUCCUACUGGUGCUUAUGUUCUCUAUGAUCCUGAUGAAAGGAAGAGUGCAAUCAGUAGAGAUGUGAUAGUAGAUGAAUCAAGCUCUUGGAAUUGGGAUGAGAAGAACUCCACACAUGUACUGUUUCCAUUACUCAGUACAGAAGAUGGAGAGGGGUUUAAUGAAACUCACAAUGAAGAUAACACUUGGGAUAAUGAUCAGAAUUCAGAAGAUAAUCAGAAUGUGAGGACAGUAAGGAGCAGGAGAGCACCAAGAAGGUUGAAUGACUAUGAAGUAUUGUCUGAUGACAUGAUUAACAAUGAUGGUGAACUGGUUCAUCUAGCUUUCUUUGGUGAGAUUGAACCAGUUAAGUAUGAAGAUGCAGUGAAUGACUCUAGAUGGCUAGAUGCAAUGAAGGAAGAGUUAUCUGCAAUACAGAGGAAUAACACUUGGGAAUUGACAGAUUUACCCAAACACAAGAAAGAGAUUCCAGUAAAGUGGGUUUAUAAGCUGAAGAAAGGACCUGAUGGGUCUAUUGUUAAAUUCAAAGCUAGAUUGGUGGUCAAGGGUUUUCUGCAGAAAGAAGGAAUGGAUUACAGUGAAGUUUUCUCUCCAGUUGCUAGAUUAGAGACUGUCAGAACACUAGUAGCCUUGGCAAGUCUCAAAGGUUGGAAAUUACAUCAAAUGGAUGUAAAAUCAGCUUUUCUGAAUGGCCCUUUGAAAGAGGAGGUAUAUAUCUCACAACCACCAGGUUUUGAAUUGAAAGGCAGUGAAAGAAAGGUAUACAAACUCCAUAAGGCUUUAUAUGGCUUGAAACAGGCCCCUAGAGCCUGGAAUAGGAGGAUAGAUCAGUUUCUAUGCAAACUUGGUUUCAUCAAAUGCAGUGUUGAACAUGGAGUGUACAGCAAAGCCUCAGGGGGAGAACUGAUCUUAGUGUGCUUAUAUGUUGAUGAUCUGUUAAUAGCAGGGAGUAAUGAAGAUCAUAUUGGAGAAUUCAAAAGAAGCUUGAAAAGUGAGUUUGAGAUGACAGAUAUUGGAGGCUUAGCUUAUUUUCUUGGAAUGGAGUUUGUGCAAACCAAGGAUGGUAUAUUAAUACACCAUAAGAAGUAUGCAGAAGAUAUUCUUGAAAGAUUUGAGAUGAAGAACUGUAAUCCAGCUGUUACUCCCUGUGAAACAAAUCUGAAGUUGGGAAACAAUGAAGAAGGAAAACCUGUGAAUCCAACUAUAUUCAGGCAGAUGGUAGGAAGUUUGAGAUAUUUGUGUUCAACCAGACCAGAUAUCACUUAUGCUGUAGGGCUCAUUAGCAGGUUUAUGGAGAAGCCAAAGACAUCACACUUGAUUGCAGCUAAGAGAAUUCUCAGGUAUAUUAAAUGUACAUCAGAUUUUGGCAUUCUACUGCCAAACUCAGUCAAGAAUAAGGAAGAACUGGUGAAUGGGUAUGCUGAUUCAGACUGGGCAGGUGAUCUGACAGACAGAAGGAGUACCUCAGGGUAUGUGUUCAGGAUAGGUGAUGCACCAGUAUCCUGGUGCUCAAAGAAACAACCAGUGGUGGCAUUAUCAUCAUGUGAAGCAGAGUAUAUAUCUGGUGCCUUUGCAGCCUGUCAAGCACAGUGGUUGGAUUCUCUGUUAAGGGAAAUGCAGAUUGAAACUAAUACUACAACAGUUCUGAAGUUGGACAACAAAUCAGCUAUAAAUCUGGCCAAGAAUCCUGUGGCUCAUGCUAGAAGCAAACAUGUAGAAACCCGGUUUCAUUUUCUCAGGGAUCAGGUGAAUAAAGGGAAGCUGAAUUUGAAGUACUGUAGUACACAAGAUCAAUUGGCAGACAUCUUAACAAAACCUUUGAAGAUACAAGUUUUUCUGAAACUGAGAAAGGAGCUGAACUUGAUUUCUUGUGCUGAAAUUCAGGGGGAGUGUUAGAGUGGAUUUCAGCCCAUUGGGCUUAUUGUAACCCAAAGAUGUAAUAACCGGUGUAGUGUAUAUAUACUCCUGCCAUUGAUCAAUAAAGUGUAGAGCCUUUACAAUCUGUCAUUUUAAAUCUUACUCUCUUUCCUCUAACUGACUUAACGAACUGAGCUAAUAGCCCUGAGCUCUGGUUGGAGUUGCGGAAGCAGCCUCUUGCAUAAAUACAAAGUAAGAUUUGCCUAUAUGAUACCCUUGUGGUGGGUCCCUUCCUGAUCCUAGCUAAGCAGGCAGCCACUUAGCGGGGACACUGUGUGUGCGCUGGACUGCCAUUGAUAUUUGUUAACACUUUAAGCUAUGGAAAAAGCUUAAAGUUAAACUUUUUCACAAAGACUAUGGAAAAAAGUUUCUUACUUUUUUUAAUUACACAAAGACUAAGAAAUUUAAACUUAUGGAAAAAGCUAAAUUGUUAUAGUCAACUUCAAGUUUCCUUCUUUUUUGGGCAUAAGUAAAACCAAUACAACAUAUUCAAACCUUAAUCCCAUAAGAGUUUGGGGUCGGCUAACAUGAAUCAACAUAAGAAUUCGGAGCUGAAAAAGAUAAAAAGAUAAGGUAAAGAUAGGAUGAAGUAAAGAUAAAGAUAAAAAGAUAAGAUAAACAUGAUAAAAAGAUAAGAUAAAAAGAUAAAGACCAUAAGAAAGAUAAAAAGGAUUGGUACAGUAAAACCAAACAUAAAAAACUAUUUUCCUUGGAAUUUUUUCUUUGCCCUACCAUUGCUCUCACUCCAGACAUAUAAUAUAGCCUUGUAGUUUAAUCACAACAAAGCGGUAUAGUAAGAAAAAAAAUCACCUUUUUGAAGAUCUGCCGCUGAUUCUGAGUUCACAAUGUGUUCUAUAGAUAUUGAAAAUGAUCAAACAGAAUAUAUAUCAAAUAACAAUGAUCAAACAUAAUAUCAUCUUGUUGUAUUCAAAGCAUACAUAUUGAUUUGUGUGUGUAUCAUCCAACAACUUACUGUCCUGGAGUUAAGGCUAGGGGACUGGAUGUGGUGCCAACAACAAUCUCACGUUUUCGAAAUGGAGGUGAUAAUGAGACGGCUGACUUGCUAGAGACUGUUAUUUACCCAGAAGAGAUAACCCACUGUGCUGCUGGGGUGAAAUGGUUCAAGUACCUUUGCUUGAGGUCAAGAAGUCCAAAUUUAGCCGAUGACAUCCUCUUGUCGCAAGGUGAUGUGAGCACUGCCGACGUUGAUGAAGAAGUGAUUAGAAAAUUUCAUGCCACUGUAAAAGCGCAUUUCAGAGGUCCGCUAAAGCCGCCUUUCAAUGUGGCUGCUAGAGAGGCUGCUGGGUUUGGACCUCUAUGGUAUGAACCUCUUGCAGCGAAAGAUGUCUCCUCCUUUGUAUAGUGACCACUGAACAUGAUGUUGUCUGAUUUGAACAUCCUUUCUAUUGUUUGUUUAUCUUUUUUACUAACCUUUCCCACAUGGGCCACACCCCAAAUGACGGUGUAAACAUAUAUACUGUUUUUUCUAACAUUCCCCUCGCACCCCUUCGGUGUUGCAUUUGCUACAAGAGCAUAUAUCGACAAUAUAAAAUGAAAAAUGACUUGCCGAGUAUUUCUUUUCGUUUAAUUAAUUGACUAUAUCAUAACUCUA